GAGGGAGGAGGAGUUAAAGUUCAGUCUAACCAGAGCCCUGAGUAGCUCCUCUCUCUCCUGCACUCUCUCUCCGAGGUGCAAGUCUGUCUUUCUCCUGCACCCACUUCAUCUCCACAUCGGUCUUGGCUGUGACCCAUCACUACAGUCAUGGCACCCAAAAAGAACAAGGCGGCUAAGAAGAGCAAAGCCGAUAUCAACGAGAUGACGAUCAUGGUCGAGGACAGCCCCUCCAACAAAAUCAACGGGCUCAACACGCUCCUGGAGGGCGGAAACGGCUUUAGUUGCAUCUCCACCGAAGUCACCGACCCCGUCUAUGCACCAAACCUCCUGGAGGGUCUGGGCCACAUGAGGCAGGACAGCUUCCUCUGUGACCUCACGGUAGCAACCAAAUCCAAGUCCUUCGACGUUCACAAAGUAGUGAUGGCAUCCUGCAGCGAGUACAUCCAAAACAUGCUCCGGAAGGAUCCGUCUCUAAAGAAGAUUGAGCUCAGUGAUUUAUCCCCAGUUGGUUUGGCUACAGUCAUCACUUAUGCCUAUUCUGGAAAACUGACCCUGUCUCUAUACACCAUCGGCAGCACUAUAUCUGCAGCCUUGCUCCUCCAGAUCCACACUUUGGUGAAAAUGUGUAGUGAUUUCUUAAUGCGGGAGACUAGCGUGGAGAAUUGCAUGUAUGUGGUCAACAUUGCCGACACGUACAAUCUAAAAGAGACGAAGGAAGCUGCUCAGAAGUUCAUGCGAGAGAACUUCAUUGAGUUCUCCGAGAUGGAGCAGUUCCUCAAACUCACCUACGAGCAAAUCAACGAGUUCCUCACAGACGACUCACUUCAGUUGCCUUCAGAGCUCACGGCUUUCCAGAUCGCAGUCAAGUGGUUGGAUUUUGAUGAAAAGAGGUUGAAGUACGCUCCUGAUCUGCUGUCCAACAUCCGUUUUGGCACCAUCACCCCCCAGGAUCUUGUUAGUCACGUGCAGAACGUUCCCAGGAUGAUGCAGGAUGCCGAGUGCCACCGUUUGCUGGUCGACGCCAUGAAUUACCACCUGCUGCCGUUCCAGCAGAACAUCCUUCAAUCCCGGAGGACCAAAGUUCGUGGAGGUCUCCGAGUUCUGCUUACUGUUGGCGGACGGCCUGCGCUGACCGAAAAGUCUCUCAGCAAGGACAUUCUCUACAGGGACGAGGAUAAUGUCUGGAACAAGCUGACGGAGAUGCCUGCUAAGAGCUUCAAUCAGUGUGUGGCCGUUUUGGACGGUUUCCUUUACGUGGCUGGAGGAGAAGACCAGAAUGAUGCAAGAAACCAGGCAAAGCAUGCAGUCAGCAAUUUCAGCAGAUACGACCCCCGAUUCAACACGUGGAUCCACCUAGCCAACAUGAUUCAGAAGCGUACUCAUUUCAGCCUCAACACCUUCAAUGGUCUGCUCUUCGCCGUCGGGGGCCGUAAUUCUGACGGCUGCCAGGCGUCUGUCGAGUGCUACGUCCCAUCCUCAAACCAGUGGCAAAUGAAAGCCCCAAUGGAAGUCCCUAGAUGCUGCCAUGCCAGCUCAGUUAUUGAUGGCAAGAUCUUGGUUAGCGGUGGUUACAUUAACAACGCCUACUCUCGAGCCGUCUGUUCCUACGACCCAUCCACUGAUAGCUGGCAGGAUAAAAACAGCCUGAGCAGCCCGAGAGGAUGGCACUGUUCGGUGACCGUCGGAGAUCGUGCUUACGUGCUCGGCGGCAGUCAACUGGGCGGACGUGGAGAGAGAGUAGACGUCUUGCCUGUUGAAUGCUAUAACCCUCACUCUGGCCAGUGGAGCUACGUUGCCCCCUUGCUGACGGGAGUGAGCACUGCAGGCGCUGCCACCUUGAAUAACAAGAUCUACCUCUUGGGCGGCUGGAAUGAGAUUGAGAAGAAGUACAAGAAAUGCAUUCAGGUUUAUAAUCCUGAUCUUAACGAAUGGACUGAAGAUGACGAAUUGCCAGAGGCUACGGUUGGUAUCUCGUGUUGUGUCGUCACCAUCCCCACACGCAAAACACGAGAGUCGAGGGCCAGCUCGGUGUCAUCCGCACCAGUUAGUAUAUAAGCAGAGAGAGAGAGAGAGUGGUGGGUAAAUGUAUUUGAGUUGCUAAAGGUCAAUUUAUACUUCUGCGUCAAGUAGGUCCAGUGUUCUGACAAUCUGUGCUACCUCCUCAGAAUGUGCCAUGGGGAGCUCAAUCUAUCAUGUUUCAUUAAAAAAAUCUGAGGUAGCUAAUCUUGUCAGCUUCAAAUGUCUGUCAGAAUGAACAACCAUCUUAAAUAAGGGUGUAGGAACAGUGUAAGCUCAUCUUGUCAGCUUCAUCUGUCUAUCGCAAUGAACUACCACUUUCAGUAAGGGUGUAGGAACAGAGGUAGCACAUCUUGUCAGCUUCAAAUGUCUGUCAGAAUGAACUAUCACCUUAAAUAAGGGUGUGGGAACAGGGGUAGUGCAUUUUGAAAACUACUAAUGUCUAUCUUAAAUAACUACCACCUUUAAUAAGGGUGUAGGAAUAGGGGUAGGGCAUCUUGUCAACUUAAAUGUCUAUGGUAAUGAACUACCACCCUUAAUAAUGGUGUAGGAACAGGUGUAGCUCAUCUUGUCAGCUUUAAAGGUCUAUCUGAAGGAACAACCACCUUAAAUAAGGGGUAGGAAUAGGUGUAGUGCAUCUUGUCAGCUUCAAAUGUCUAUCGGAAUGAACUACCACCUUAAAUAAAGAUGUAUGUACAGGGGCAGCACAUCUUAGCAACUUCAUAUGUCCAUUGGAAUGAACUACCACCCUAAAUAAGGGUUUGGGAACAGGGGUAGCUCAUCUUGUCAGCUUCAAAUGUCUAUCUCGAUGAACUACCACCUUAAACAAGGGUGUAGGAACAAGGGUUGCGCAUCUUGUCAGCUUCAAAUGUCUAUCCGAAUGAACUAUCACCUUAAAUAAGGGUGUGGGAACAGGGGUAGUGCAUUUUGAAAACUACUAAUGUCUAUCUUAAAUAACUACCACCUUUAAUAAGGGUGUAGGAAUAGGGGUAGGGCAUCUUGUCAACUUAAAUGUCUAUGGUAAUGAACUACCACCCUUAAUAAUGGUGUAGGAACAGGUGUAGCGCAUCUUGUCAGCUUUAAAGGUCUAUCUGAAGGAACAACCACCUUAAAUAAGGGGUAGGAACAGGGGUAGUGCAUCUUGUCAGCUUCAAAUGUCUAUCUCAAUGAACUAACACCUUAAACAAGGGUGUAGGAACAAGGGUUGUGCAUCUUGUCAGCUUCAAAUGUCUAACGGAAUGAACUACCACCUUAAAUAAAUGUGUAUGAACAGGGCAGCACAUCUUGUCAACUUCAAAUGUCCAUCGGAAUGAACUACCACCUUAAAUAAGGGUGUAGGAACAGGGGUAGUGCAUCUUGUCAACCUCAAAUGUCUAUUCGAAGGAACUACCACCUAAAAUAGGGAGUGUAGGAUCAGGGGUUACGCAUAUUGUCAACUUCAAAUGUCUGUCAGAAUGAACUACCGCCUUAAAUAAGGGUUUGGGAACAGGGGUAGCUCAUCUUGUCAGCUUCAAAUGUCUAUUUCAGUGAACUACCACCUUAAACAAGGGUUUAGGAACAGGGGUUGCGCUUCUUGUCACCUUUAAAUGUAUAUCGGAACGAACUAUCACCUCAAAUAAGGGUGUAGGAACAGGGGUAGUGCAUCUUGUCAACCUCAAAUGUCUAUCCGAAGGAACUACCACCUAAAAUAGGGAGUGUAGGAUCAGGUGUCACGCAUAUUGUCAGCUUUAAUGAACAGGGGUAGUGCAUCUUUUCAGCUUCAAAUGUCUAUCUCAAUGAACUACCACCUUAAACGAGGGUGUGGGAACAGGGGUAGCGCAUCUUGUCAGCUUCAAGGUCUAACUGAAUGACCUACCACCUUAAAUAAGGGUGUGGGAACAGGGGUAGCUCAUCUUGUCGGCUUCAAAUGUCUUUUGGAAUAAACUACCAUCUUAAAUAAGAGUGUAGGAACAAGGGUAGUUCAUUCAGUUACAUUUUUGAAGCUGACAAGAUGGACUACCCCUGUUUCCCUUAUUUAAGACGGUUGUUCAUUAAAUAAGGGUUUAGGAACAGGGGUAAUGCAUCCUGUCAACUUCAAAGGUCUAACUAAAUAAACUACCAUUUUAAAUAACGGUGUGGGAACAAGGGUAGCAUUGAGCAUCAAAGGUCUAGCUGAAUGAACUACCACUCUAAUAAACAAUGAACAAAUUUCAUAUAGUACACCCUAUAGACAUUUUAAAGGAUUCUACAUCCUUAUUUAGGGUUGUAAUUCAUUCAGAUAGACAUUUAAAACUACCCCUGAUUUUUUUUGAUGAAACAUGACUACCAUUAGCACAUUCUAAAGAGGUAGCAAAGAUCCGGCAAAGCUUCAUUACACACUUUAGUCGUGCACACUUCACCAUACCAAAUAAAUGCAACUACAUAUUUCUACAAUGUGGAAUGCAAGGUCUGUGAUUGGUCAGAUUUGGUAGAGAUGACAAAAUGUGGGCGGGGCCGACAGUUAUGAGAGCGAGGCAAGUGUUUAACAAGUGUCAAGUCCUAUGGAGGAGCACUGUAUGGAUACGUUUGUUUUGUUUACUCUAUGAUUAAAGUUGUUAAACGUU
This is a messenger RNA of Danio rerio (zebrafish), 4598 nucleotides long. Lineage: Eukaryota; Metazoa; Chordata; Actinopteri; Cypriniformes; Danionidae. The record is from RefSeq and is a predicted model, not a curated record.